AGGCCUGGCCGCGAGCCGCACCAACGCGGCGAGCUCGGAGAUGGUCACGUUCUUGCGUGGCACGGAGGAUCGCGUGGCCGGCAUCAGCGGGUGCCAAGAAGGCAACUCCGCGGAGACCUCAGCGCCGGAGGACGCCGCGGCGUUGCCGGGGCUAGGCGGCGAGGCGGCGCCGCCGCUGGCGGUGGCGGUGGUGCGCCACGCGGAGCGUGCGGAUUCCCACGAGGCCUUCGACGCCUGGUGCACCGCGGAGGAUGCCGAGCAGCACCCGCUGGAUCCACCCAUCACGAAGCAGGGGCUGCUGCAGGCGCAAGAGCUUGCGGAGGCGCUGUCCCGGCAGAAGGUGGAGUUCCAGGUGGUGAUCUCGUCCCCGUUUCUGCGGUGCCUGCAGACGGCCACGGUGCUGGCGGAGCAUUUCAACGCCUCCAUCCUCUUGGACCAAGAGCUCUGCGAGGUACUGGGCCCCGACGUCUACGAGGUCGAGCCACCCGAGGUGCCAUGGAGAGCCGUGGCAAAGAUGAAGAGCCUUCUGCAGGAGACCUCUGCCUCGCGUCUGAACUCGGCGCGGCUCAUGGGCCAGCGCCCCAAGUGGCCCGAGCAAUUGGGAGCCGCGCGGUGCAGGUACGCCAAGCGCUUUUUCGACUACUUGCGCCGCGCGCGGCACACCAAGCGCAGCUGCAUCCUUGUGAGCCACGGCCACAUGGUGCAGGUCUGCGCCUCGGUGCUGCCUGCCUGCAUGCAGCGCAAGAUCAUCUCGGUGGACUACGCAGGCGUGGUCCUGGCCACCUGCCACCGCGUCGAAUCGGAGGCCUCCGGCUCGGUGCCCCGCGCGCUGGCGCUGGGCGCGCGGAGUCAAUCGCUGAUUGACACCCGCGCGAAGCCGACGGACGGCGUGGAGGAGGCCGCCAAGGACCCGCAGAAGCAGCUCCUGCAGUGCAACCAGCUGAUGCAGGCAGCGAGGCUCAAGUACUGGCAGGUCUGGAUGCAGGGCGUGCGCUAUGUGUCUGCCCGCCAAGUGGGCACACCGAAAGUGUUGCAGCAACUGCAGGCUCACCUGGGCCCCUCCUGGCGGGAUGUGGAGCGCCUGCUUGGGCUGCUGCCCUCUCAGGAGCUGUCUCCCGGCUCCGAGAGCGGCGGGAGUUUCAGCACCAACACGCACACGGCCACCUCCAUGAACAUGUUCCGUGACCCCAGCUGGGUGCCCAACUCCCCGCGGGAGUGGCCCACGCCGCAGCGGCCCCGCACGCGCUCCAAAGCGAGCGGCGCCGGGAAGGAGCCGUCGGAGGGAUCGUACUCCUCUUCGCCGGAGCGGGUGCCGCGCUUGCCGGCGAGGGUGCUGCGGGUGAUGGACGGGCAGCUGAAGCUGAAUGCCAACUCCUUGCUGGCAAGGCGUUUUCAGAAGGAGCCCAAAGCGGCGGAACCCGAAGGCGAAGCCAUCGAGAGGAGCGCGGCCGGGCAAAGCCAGCCGAGCGCGCAGAGCGAGCCUGUGGAGACGGACGCCUUGCGCCGGAAGUUGGACGGCAUGGUGCAGGAGAUGCACCAACACCUGGGCGUCUCGAGCCCCUCGAGCCGGGUGCCGCGGGCCUCCUUCGCCUCCACGGGCAGCGAGGAGUUGGUGACCAUCUCCCGCAGGACCGCGAAGACGGUGUCCCAGAAGAUCUUUGCCAAGAAGAGCUUGGCCUCCUUCCAUGAGGUGACCAGGUCUUGGCAGAAGCUCUGCGUGUACAUGAACCACGUCACAGAGAGCUUUCAGUUCCAGCUGGUCUUCGCCUUCCUCAUCUGCGCCGUGAGUUGGGUCAUGGCCUUCGAGGUGCAGUACCGGGGCCUGGAGACGGGCUACAAGCUCGGGUAUCCAGGCCACCUGCAGCCGGCGCAGGAGGUGUGGCCACUGGCGGAGCCCGCCUUCGAGGUCAUGGACGUCUUCUUUGGCGCGGCCUUCACGGUGGAGGUGUUGAUGAAGUUUUCGGCCAAUGGACUGCUCUUCAUCAAGGACAUUUGGAACUGGCUGGACACCCUGGUGGUCUGCAUCUGGUACGCGGAGCGCGUGACCACCACGGGCUUCCCGCUGGACCCCAUGAUCUUGCGGCUCUUCCGGCUCAGUCGGCUCAUGCGCAUGGUGAGGCUGGUGAAGAUCUUCGAGCAGUGCGAUGCGCUGUAUCUGAUGCUCACCUCGAUCCGCGCCUCCUUCGCUGCGCUCGCCUGGUCCUCCGCAUUGCUGCUGCUGAUCCAGAUGAUGCUGGCCCUGGCCAUGGUCACCCUGGUGGAGCCCUACCUCUCCAGCACCGAGUCCACAGGAGACAAGCACGCAGUGUACUCCUACUACGGCACCUUCACCCGCGCGAUGCUCACGCUCUUUGAGAUCACCUUGGGCAACUUCGUACCGGUCACCCGCCUCAUGAUGCAGGACGUCUCCGAGAUCUACGUCAUCUUCGCCCUGAUCCACAAGCUGGUAAUCGGCUUCGCAGUGGUCAUGGUGAUUACGGGGGUCUUCGUGCAAGAGACUUUCUCGGUGGCGCAGACAGACAACACCAUCAUGAUCAACCAGAAAGAGCGCGCCCUGGCACUACACGUGGCGAAGAUGACGGCGCUGUUCAAAGCCGCAGACUUCGACGGCUCCGGGCGCCUGGACCUCGGGGAGUGGCUGCAGGUCUGCGACGACUACUCGGUGCAGCUGUGGCUCUCCGCCAUGGGCUUGGACGUCUCCAACGCGGCGCUGGUUCACGAGCUGAUCUGCUCCGCCGUCGGCAAGCAGGACCUGAACGCGAAGGAUCUGGUCCUGGGGGUGGCCCGCCUCAAAGGCGCGGCCCGCAACAUCGACAUGGCGCUCUUCCGCCAGGAUAUCUUCUCGUUGGGCGGUUGCCAAAGGUUCAUCACAUCGGGCGACUGCUACGCAGCUUUGCGCGGCGACAAGGCGAAUGCCAACCGCCGGGAGCGCCGCGAGAGCUGGAGAUCUGAGAGCCACAAGGAAGUGCGGCGAUAUCCGCAGGACGCGGCCGGCUCCGAGGCUUUGUCCCUGGCAUCGCUGCUCUGCCGUCUGGGCAUCGCCCUCCACGCGAUGCACGGCUUCAACUGCGGCCAGGCGGUCCAGGAGCUGUCGCUCUUGCCCAAGAGGCACUACGAGACCGGCUACGUCUUAGACUUGGUCGGGCUUAGUUAUUUCGAGUCUGCCGACUACAAGAAGUCGGAGCUGGCUUACAACCAGGCUUGGAGAGUGGAACCCUUCCGCGUGGAAGGCUUGGAGUACUACUCCUCCGCUCUUUGGCACCUCCGAAGAGACGUGGAGCUCUGCCGACUGGCGCAGCAGUGCUUGCAAUGGGACAGGCUGAAGCCGCAGGUGUGGUGCGUCGUGGGCAACUGCUUCAGUUUGCAGAAAGAGCACGACGCCGCGGUGAAGCUAUUCAAGCGAGCGAUCCAGGUGGACUCCACCUUCACGUACGCCUACACCUUGUGCGGCCACGAGUUCGUGGCCAGCGAGAAGAUCGACAAGGCCGUGGCCAUGUACGAGAACGCCGUGCGCUUGGACCCCAGGCACUACAAUGCCUGGUGGGGCCUCGGCAACAUCUACCACCGGCAAGAGGAGCACGAGAAUGCCAAGUACCACUUCGACAAGGCGUUGCAGGUGAACGCCAGCAACUCGGUGCUCCGCUGCUACCAGGGAAUGGUGCUGAGCUCCCUGAGCAAACCGCAGGAGGCCCUCGAGAAAUUCGACCAGGCAGCCCAGGCGGAGCCCCAGAACGGCAUGGCGUACUUCCAGAAGGCCUGCGUGCUCUUCAGCCUGGAGCGCUACGAGGAAGCCCUCGCCGACCUCAAAAAGGUGCGGUGCUUGGCGCCCAAGGAGGCCUCCGUGCACUUCCAGCUGGGCAAGGUCUACAUGAAGUUGCAGAAGGACAGGAAGGCGCUCUUCCACUUCAACAUUGCCAUGGACCUGAACCGUGACUCCAAGGACUACCACACCAUCAAGACCAACAUCGAGAAGUUGCACUUGCACGGCAUCAGCGAAGACCCAGGAUGGUGCCAACCGCCCCAGUUGUGGUGGCUGGAACUGGCCUGCCGUCGCCGCAGCUCUACCAAGGGCUCAGCCCUGGCCGAGAUCCGCAGACGCCUGUGCGAGGCCUGGGGGGCUACUGGAGCAGUGGCAGCGGAGCAGGCCCCGAGCGGGUGCGCGCCUAUCCCGUGCCGCGCCCACGCAGCAGCCCAGUGCCUUGGGGAGGCAGCCCCACCGGUCUGGGCGGUUUCCGCAUCUGACGGACGCCGCACUCGGAGUCGCCGGAAAAGCCAGGCAAGCUGA
Molecule: messenger RNA, 4285 nt
Organism: Effrenium voratum
Lineage: Eukaryota; Dinophyceae; Suessiales; Symbiodiniaceae
Source: the annotation of a GenBank genome assembly